Triticum turgidum subsp. durum (durum wheat) is the source of this 1044-nucleotide messenger RNA. The record is from the annotation of a GenBank genome assembly. NCBI's taxonomy places the organism in Eukaryota, Viridiplantae, Streptophyta, Magnoliopsida, Poales, Poaceae.
AUGGGGAAGAAGAAGAAGCGGGUGGAGAAGGUGUUCUGCUACUACUGCGACCGGGAGUUCGACGACGAGAAGAUCCUGGUGCAGCACCAGAAGGCCAAGCACUUCAAGUGCCACGUCUGCCACAAGAAGCUCUCCACCGCCGGCGGCAUGGCCAUCCACGUCCUCCAGGUCCACAAGGAGUCCGUCACCAAGGUUCCGAAUGCCAAGCCCGAGAGGGAUUCCACCGAGAUCGAGAUCUUCGGCAUGCAGGGGAUCCCCUCAGACGUGCUCGCCGCCCACUAUGGGGAAGAGGAAGAACCUUCAAAGGUGGCCAAAGUAGAAGUGCCGACAAUAAGACCUCCUAUUAUGCCUAAUUAUCCGCUAGGCAUGCCUUUUCCUCCUCGGCCUUAUGGUGCAGCCCGCCCUAUGUAUAAUCCUGCAAUGAUGGUCCGACCUCCGAUUUGGCCUCUUCAGCAGCCGCAACCUUGGUUUGCUCAACAACCACCGGUUUCAGUUCCCCCAAUGAUUGCUGGGCAAGCACCACAGCAACCACUAUUUCCCAUUCAAAACAUGCCCAAUCCUAUGAUGACAUCAGCACCUGCUAAUUUACUUCAGACAUCAUACCCUAUGGCCACCACAGGGGUUCCUUCACCUGUUGCCCCUCAGGCUUCCCAGCCUUUGUUUCCUGUUAACACCACUGGCAAUGGAGCAGCAAAUUCCUCAUUCAGCUCGUCAAUUUCACCUGCAACUAUUGCAGCAAAUUCUCCAGCAUCAGUUGGUACUGCAGGAUAUGGCUAUGUUGCUAAUAACCAUGGUACAGGAGGGCCAGCAGUUGGACAUCCACCUGCACCUGCCACUAAUAGUAAAACGUCUGCUACUCAACCAGCUACGAGCGAGGUCUAUCUGGUGUGGGAUGAUGAAGCAAUGUCAAUGGAGGAAAGAAGGUUGGCUCUGCCCAUGUACCAGGUGCAUGAUGAAACUAGCCAGACUUGGUCAAAUUUAAAGAUGUUUGACUUAUGGGAAACCCAGAACUUUGAGUAUUUGGAAACAGAUGGGAGUAUGUGA